GCAGGACCAGGCUCUGCUCUGUAGCUGCUCCUCCAGGGCCCAAUGGGUCCCCUCCCUGCGCUGGCGGCUGGGGGCGGGGCUCCUGGAGGGGAACCAUGGCAACGCCUCCCACCCGCAGUUACCUCCUGUUCAGAGGGGCCCUGGACUGACUGCUCCCUGAGCCAGGGUGUGGGGCUCAGUGAGGGACUCAGAUCCAGCUGUAAGGUCAGGAUUGUCCAUGGAGCCCAGAGCGCCUCUGUCCUGCUGCUGCCAGGCAGCCCGCACUCCAGCAGAUGUGUGACCGAGGAGCAGCAGGGCUCCUGGCCCCUGGUCUUCACCCUGAUCAGAGGGGCCCUCAUGGGGGCUGGCUUCCUCCUCACCUACGUCCUCACCUGGCUCUACUACACCAGGAUGGGACUGAGGUGUGGACACCAGGCUAGAGGGACUGUCCUGGGACGUCAAUGUCACCUUCUCCCUGGAAGCUCCUGACUCACCUGCCUCCAAUGUGCCCCUGGGGUUUCAGUGUGUGGAAGUGACUGAGUGACGCCAAGGGGAGUCAGUGCCAUGGAGAGAAGACUUUUACUCCUUUCACCUCCUGAGAGGAGGGGCCGCUGUGCCCAGGAAGCCCCGGAUUUCCUCAGGAAGCAGAUGCAGGUGCAGGGCAGCCUAGCGAAGGCCUUGAUUGGGUUCCCAUGGGAAACGCAGGGCAGGGCAGGGUGAGCCCUUCAGGACCAGCUGGUGUGUGUCAGUCUGGGGGAUGGGCCUGUGGGCGUGGUCUCUCUUUGUCUGGUCCCAGGUCCUGGGUGAUUUGGGGCAGGUGGGGAGGCUGGGAAUAUGGGCUCAGGUUGGGUUGGUUUGCAUCUGAAAUUCUUUGCUGUCUCUGAGAAUGGGCCGCCCUGGGAGGCCCUGUGUCUCCUUGGCUUCCAAUCUGUUUAAUGGAUCAAAACAUCAUGAGAUACACAAAUAAACAAUAAUACAAACACACUGAUGGCCCCCGUGUUUCUGCCUGUGCUCCUCCCAUUUGACUUGUUCCCCUCCUCGCCUCUCUCUUUCUCUCUGUUGGUUCUGCCCACUCAUCCCCCACCCCCUGCUCCUCUCUCUC
This is a messenger RNA of Myotis brandtii (Brandt's bat), 1081 nucleotides long. RefSeq names its product sialic acid-binding Ig-like lectin 14. Bases 43 to 468 code for a protein of 141 amino acids. The transcript has 3 exons. The record is from RefSeq and is a predicted model, not a curated record. NCBI's taxonomy places the organism in Eukaryota, Metazoa, Chordata, Mammalia, Chiroptera, Vespertilionidae.